GCCGAGCUCGGCCAGCUCGCUCUGGACGCCGUUGCUGCAGCCGACGGCGAGGAGCGGCCCGCCAAGGCCCCGCGCACCUGGGUCUCGCAGCCCUGCGCUCCGCAGGGCAGCGCCAAGGGCGUCGGCAAGGCCACGGGCAAGGACGGCAAGGGCUCGCCUGCACCAGCCAUACUGAACGGCGAGGGGCACGUGUUCGAGGGCGGGAUCUGGAACGGCUGGUGGUACGCGGACAUUUAUUGGACCCCGGAGAUGAAGAACAAGAAGGCUUCGGAGUCGCAGAAGGAGAGCGACUUGGUGACUGCGCUGUACAAGGCCCUCGAGAUGCACGCCGGGAAGUCCGUCACGCUGUCGCAGCUGGGCUCCGACUACAAGGUCGCGGAACUCAAGAAGGACCCGUUCUUCAAACAGAGGCGCCUGCUAGACUUCCUCCGCGAGCAUGACAACAUCUUUGAG
Prorocentrum cordatum is the source of this 453-nucleotide messenger RNA. The record is from the annotation of a GenBank genome assembly. NCBI's taxonomy places the organism in Eukaryota, Dinophyceae, Prorocentrales, Prorocentraceae.